GCUUAUGCGGUGCCCACUGAUAUGCAACUGGGCUGUUGAGUUUCAUUUGCCACAUCGCGUGUUUCGUCAGUUUGGUCUGUUCCAGCCUCACCCGCCGGAAUGGGUGGAUACGGACAAAGCACUUCAUAGGUUGGACAGGAGAAGGCAGCGGAAGAUAAAGGACUGGGACAAGCAUCAUGCUUCGUAUGUUACCCGCUUCCAGCUUUGCGUGGAGCAAGCUCGUAGCAGUGCACGCGCCCAGCUUCGUGAGCAUAACCCACUUGCUUUUGAUAACUACAUACGAUGGCUUCUUGAAAAUACUCGAGUUGAGAUAUGCCCGCCGGCAUAUAAUGAGGAUAUUCUUGAAGAACCCGUGAACUUUGAGGAUCUAUCAAAGGGGAAGUACAACAGAGAUGUCAGGGUAGGGCAAGGAGUCCCUGCUGUUCCGGUGAUUAACUAUGUGGUAAAGUGUUCCUUCUUUACUUUCCCGUUGGCCGUAUUACACAUGUCUGAAUGGCUAACGUGUUCAUUCUUUCUCAUCCGCAGCGCAGCGAGAUCAAGAAAGCAGCUGAUGAGAGCCAGUCUAUUCUGGAGAACACACCGGUUGGAAAAGGCAAUGAUGAUGGUUCACUACGAGUAUUCCUCAAGGUACAUAUCGCAUUCACUAUGA
Aegilops tauschii subsp. strangulata is the source of this 649-nucleotide messenger RNA. The record is from RefSeq and is a predicted model, not a curated record. Lineage: Eukaryota; Viridiplantae; Streptophyta; Magnoliopsida; Poales; Poaceae.